UCGCCCCGUGCCCCGCCUCGGCGGGCCUGUCUGCUGACCCGGCCGACCCGGCCAUGGAAGAGGAGCUGAAGUGCCCGGUGUGCGGCUCGCUGUUCCGGGAGCCCAUCAUCCUGCCCUGCUCCCACAACGUCUGCCUGCCCUGCGCCCGCACCAUCGCCGUGCAGACGCCCGAGCGCGAGCAGCACCUGCCCGCCUUGCUGCAGCCCCGGGCCCCAGCGGCGGCGGCAACCGCGGGGGCGGCGGGGCCCGGGCCGGCGGCGGGCUCGGAGGCUGAGUGCGCCGCGGGAGGCGGCGGCGGGGAGCACGCGGACAAGCUGAGCCUGCACAGCGAGAGCGACAGCGGCUACGGCUCCUACACCCCCAGCCUCAAGUCCCCCAACGGGGUGCGGGUGCUGCCGCUGGGGCCGGCCCCGGCCGGCUCCUCCUCGGCGGCUCUUCCCCGCGGGGCGGGCCCCAGCUCGUCCCUCACCUGCCCGCAAUGCCACCGCAGCGCCUCCCUGGACCCGCGCGGCCUCCGCGGCUUCCCGCGCAACCGGCUGCUGGAGGCCAUAGUGCAGCGCUACCAGCAAGGCCGGGCCGCCGCCAAGUGCCAGCUCUGCGACCGCAGCCCGCCCGAGGCGGCCACCGUGGCGUGCGAGCAGUGCGAGGUGCUGUACUGCGCCGCCUGCCAGCUCAAGUGCCACCCGACCCGGGGGCCCUUCGCCAAGCACCGCCUGCUGCCCCCGCCCAGCCUCCCGGGCGGGCCCGGCAAGGCGGCGGGGGGCGCCCGCAAGUUGCCCACCUGCGCCGAUCACGAGCUGGAGAACUACAGCAUGUACUGCGUGAGCUGCGGCACCCCCGUCUGCUACCAGUGCCUGGAGGAGGGCAAGCACGGCCAGCACGAGGUGAAAGCCCUAGGGGCUAUGUGGAAACAGCACAAGACACAGUUGUCUCAGGCUUUAAAUGGUGUUUCAGAUAAAGCAAAGGAAGCUAAAGAAUUUUUGGUUCAGCUGAAAAAUAUAUUGCAGCAGAUACAGGAAAACGGGUUGGAUUAUGAAGCUUGUCUGGUUGCUCAGUGUGAUGCCCUGGUUGAUGCAUUAACUCGUCAAAAGGCAAAACUGCUCACAAAAGUUACCAAAGAGCGUGAGCACAAAUUAAAGGUUGUUUGGGACCAAAUAAAUCACUGUACUCUGAAGCUACGUCAGUCAACAGGGCUUAUGGAAUACUGUCUGGAAGUAAUCAAAGAAAAUGAUCCCUCUGGUUUUUUACAGAUUUCAGAUGCUUUAAUCAAACGUGUUCAGGUGUCUCAGGAACAGUGGGUCAAAGGAGCCUUGGAACCAAAAGUAUCAGCUGAAUUUGACCUGACUCUGGAUAGUGAACCUUUACUACAGUCAAUUCACCAGCUGGAUUUUAUUCAGAUGAAAUGUAGGGUGCCACCAGUCCCGUUACUGCAGCUGGAGAAGUGUUGUACCCGAAACAACAGUGUGACACUGGCCUGGAGGAUGCCACCCUUUACCCACAAUCCAGUGGAAGGGUAUAUCUUGGAACUUGAUGAUGGAGAUGGCGGCCAAUUCCGAGAAGUGUAUGUUGGCAAGGAGACCCUAUGCACAAUUGAUGGCCUUCAUUUCAACAGUACCUACAAUGCAAGAGUCAAAGCUUUUAAUUCAUCAGGAGUUGGCCCUUAUAGCAAGACAGUUGUUUUACAGACAUCUGACGUGGCCUGGUUCACCUUUGACCCCUCUUCAGCCCAUCGGGACAUAGUCCUAUCGAAUGACAACCAGACUGCCACUUGUAGUAGUUAUGACGAUCGUGUUGUUCUGGGCACAGCGGCCUUCUCCAAGGGAGUACAUUACUGGGAACUGCAUGUGGAUCGUUAUGAUAACCAUCCAGAUCCGGCUUUUGGAAUUGCCAGAAUUAAUGUGGUCAAGGACAUGAUGCUAGGAAAGGACGACAAGGCGUGGGCCAUGUAUGUUGACAACAACCGCAGCUGGUUCAUGCAUUGCAAUUCUCAUACAAGUCGGACAGAAGGGGGUGUUUCUAAAGGUGCCACUGUGGGCGUUCUCCUGGACCUAAACAAGCACAGCCUGACCUUUUACAUAAAUGGGCAGCAGCAAGGACCUCCAGCAUUUGAAAAUGUGGAGGGUGUCUUCAUGCCUGCAUUAAGCCUCAACCGAAAUGUACAGGUGACUCUGCACACAGGACUGGAGGUGCCACAGAGUGUAAGACAGCCAAAGCUGCCCAGUAACUAACUGAGCUCCUGCUGCCUAACCCUAUGCUGGAUUUUGUAACCUUUCUAAAUACAAUUUGUCAUUAUUCGCUGUCAGUAGAAAAGCAGUGUCAUCCCUAAAUUAGACUAACACUUACGCAGAACUUUGCUAACUAGCACUGUGUGAUCUGAUAAUUAAUAUUAAUCCACAUCCAUUUUUAAUUUCACACUGGUAACAAGAAUGCUUAUAGAAUGUUUUUUUUUUAUUACAAUGGGUGUGCAUUCCUGCAUUUUAGUACAAAAGCACAUAUAUACAGCACACUAUGGACACAUAGUGACAGCUAAAAUGAGCACAUUUUCCAUUUCAUAAUUGGAUCUGCGCUUCACAUGAUUAUUGUGAAUAGAUGAUUAACAGUGAGGGCAAUUAAUCAUCGGAACAAUUUAUCUAGGGAGGUGAUGGAUUCUCCAUCACUUGAGUUCUUUAAAUCAAGACGGUUAUCUUUUAAUAGCUAUGCUAUAGUUCAAACAGAAGUUAUGGGCUUGAAGCAGAAAUUACUGGGGGAGGUUCAUUGCCCUGUGUUAUGCAGAAGGUCCCUUCUGGCCUUAAAUGCAUUUAUUAAUUAUGCUCCCACUGACUUCAAUGGCAACAAGAUUAGGCCCUAUGUACUUUUAUAUAAAAUUAGUGCUCAUUUUAGUUAGCACUAGGGUAUAUACCUAGUGGGGGUUAAAACUGCUCAAUAAACCUUAGUACUUCUCAUUUCAGUGUGACUGCAGUGGCUUUUGGUCUCACAAACGGGAGAACUCAUUUCAGUUACCAGCAACAAUCGCCUUCUGAAAAGGGAGCAGAGGAGAGUCCAGAGAAGUGAUCACAGAUGUUUCUUUAAAAAUGGUAUACACAAAAUAGACUGUGUUGGGAAGAAGAGUGAUACUUUAUAGCCUUGAUCCUGAUAGGUGCUGAGCACCUGCAGUGCCCAUAGACUUCCCUGGGAGCUGUGGAUAGGCAACAUCUCUUGGGAUCAAAGGUCUUAAUUUUCUACUCAGCUGGGAUGAACUAAUUAAGGCCCUGAUCCAGCAAAGCACUUAAGCACAUGCUCAAAUGCUUUGCUGAACUGGGGGCCUAAAAAUCUUGUAGGUUUUGACUUUAUCCUGCAACUCAGGAAUUGUGUGAUCACCUGAAACAUAUGAAAAUGAGAAGCCUUGUCCAAUGGCAUCCACAAAAGUAAGUGACUGAUUGGCCACUGAUGGUUUCAAUCCAUGGCAAUACUAGACAGCACCUUUGCCAGCAUGCAGUCAGCAGUAAAUAUUUUGAUUCUCAAUUUCUUUCUCUCUCUCAACAAAAUAAUGUGUGCAUGUGUGUAUUUUUCUGAGGGAAGAGUGGUUAACUGAGCUAAUUUAUAGUAGCAAGCCCCAACAGAUUGCAUCAUGACACUGCACCUAGAACUCUGCCCUCAUGAUCCAGCCUAAAUGUGGUGCUAAUAAACAGAAACACCAUAGCUUGCUGCAUACUAUUGUUAUACUAUUUCCUUUUGAAUCAUGCUUCCUACACACACACAUCUGUACACAUACACGUGUACACCGAUGCCCUUUAUAUAUAUAUAUAUGGCACACAGAUUUUAAUAUGUUGUGUGGUCAGUAUACCUGAAAAGCAAUUUUUAAACCAAAAUUCCAGCUCACUGCCUUGUGUAAAACUGUAGGCACAGGUCUAUCCAAGGAGCUCUUCAUGGAUGGGAUGCUGGAAAUCAGGCACAUUGCUGCAGGCGCACAUAUGAUCUCCAGCUUAAGUGCAUUCUCCACUACAGGUAAUACCAAGUGAUGGCAGAUUCCACUGUGACAGAGGGUCUUGCACUUCUGGUUACAGGAAAGAUGCCAUCAUAAUGAACAGCCAUUGGGGAAGGAUGAAAAAUGGGGUAUUAGAGCAACCCAGAAUGAAGUAGUAAGUCAAAAGCAAUCUAUAACCAUCUGUGCAGGAUGCUUAUAUCCACCUAUUCAUUUUACCCAGCCUCCCCUUACAGAACAGAAAUGUAGCUUCUUUUAUAUCACAACUGAACUAGAAAGCAUAACAGAAAAAAAACUCCUCGAACUGUUAAGUGAAAAAGCAGAUAUGCUUUCCUCCAAGACCGUGAUAUGUUCUAUUAGUGCAUUUUAAGACAUGGAAAUAACUGUUUUGUAUUAAUUUCAGUUUGUUAAAAGUUUAGCAGAGAUCAACUGUGUUUUCUUUGUCUGUUUUUAAAUACCAUCUGACCCUGUGCAGGAUUUUUUAAUUCAGUGGGUCUGUUUUAAGCCUACCUCAGCUAGAAUGCUACAGGACCCUGAAUUUCCUCUUGAGUGUGCUCAUUGUAAAGUUGUCUUCUGCUAACGUAGAAGUUGUAACAGUAGCCUUGGCUUUGAGUACAGCUUUACCGAGCAGCACAUGGGAAUGGUGUGUUUUAAGUUGUAUAUGGAUUUUUAUACUACGUAACAUCCUGUAACAAUUUUGAUACAAGAAAGCACUCCACUUUUACUUUUUUUAUUAAAAACAAGAGCACUGAUUGUAUAGGACAUAAGGACUGAACUUUUAUCUUUACUCCGAAUAUCUGUGAAGUAAAAUUCACAUGAAUUUAAAUCCUUCCAAUCCACAACCCCUGCCAGCUGUUUAAAGUGAAUUCUGAAAGGGUUUUGGAAUUGCUUUUGAUAUCUAUGUUGUUUUUGUUUUUCAUAAGUGCUUCUGUAUCAUUCCUUGUGUGUCACUCCUCAGGGUGCAGUUGAAGUUGAUUUUUCUUUUUAUUAAUGAAAAAUACAGACUGAUACAGGUUUCAAAGAGCUAAUGAAAUGUGGUAGGGGCAUGCUCCAAAUUUGUGCAGAAACACAUGGACCUCUCCAUUGCUGUUCUCUACACAUUCCAGAACUGGUAAAAGUGUGAUGCAGACUAGUUUAAACUGCAGUCCCCUUCCAACCUAGAGAAACUGCAGAAUGGAGCAAUUAGAAAUAUAUAUCCUGUAUUAACAUUGUCAGUUUUAAUUGGACUAAGUCUGUAGAGGGUGAGUCUAUUUUUGGUUGCGUAUGUGUUUUAACGACUUAUAUUUGAAACUAGACCAAGUUGCCCUUAUGAAGAAAAUUUUAAUGACUUAAGCUGCAUGCAUUUUGGUAGCUUGUCUAAUAGUGGUAAUGAAAAAAUAAUUAGAACUAGACUUAGACUAUGAGAUUAGUUCUGCAUUUGAAUACACAUGCGGAGCUCCCAUGGAUUUCAGUGGGAACCUCAUGUGUAUAUGUGAGGGCAAAUUUUGUCCCUUUAAGACCAGCACUGCAUGAGGAAUGAAAGCAAUUCACUCCUCUGUUCAGGCUGGAAGUAAUUCACUCCACUGCAGAUCACUAACACAAGGCCCUUCCACCCACAAAGCCCUGCAGGCUCUGUGUUCCUCUUCUCAAUAUCUGUGCACAGAGGGGAGCCUGUCUCUGUAGAAAGUGGGGGGAAGAGCAGUCUCACCUCAGGCGCAUACUCCUCUCCCUUCCACUUCCCCCAAGCACCUCCUUGGGGCUGCAGCUCUGCCGGCCUUCAGGGGCUUAGGGACCUACCUAGGCACCUACCUAGGCUCCUGCAGCUUCUCCUCACACAAGCUGUGGGGAAUACAAUUUAAAAGUAAAACAGUCUUUCGCUGAAUUAACUCAUGUUGCCACUACCCCCAAACCCUUUAGCAGGAAGCCCAUGGGAGCAUGUUCUCGCCGAAGUUGAUGGGCUGUUGAUGGGCCAGGAAGGACCAGGAUGGUAGACCAGGGACAAGGGAGUCCAUUUGGGAUGCCCUUUGCUUCCUUGAGAUCUGUGUAGAUCUUUGGGGGUCAUGGGAGAUCAAGCUUCCAGCUUCUUGUGUGUGUGAAACUCUGCCUCCUGGCCAGCUGGACAAGCAUAAAAAUUCUCUCAUGGAGUUUCCUCUUCUCCCCUGGGACAGUUUAUCCCAGGUGAGGGACAGCAAGGCCUUGGAAUAAAUCUUACCUAUUACAGUUUGCCUGCCUGGGUGCAGACUCCACAAGACAGAGGUAAAUUGAUUUACAGAGUUUAAAAAAAAAAAUCUUGACCCCUGAGAUAUUAAAUUCUGUUUAAAUUAAAAAAUUCAGGCAUUGACUCCUGAAUCCACACACUUGGAUUGUCUCUACCACUGUGAAAGAAAAAGACUACGGUUUGGAGAGUGACAAGUGUCCCUUAUAAUUUCCAUCACACCGCUGUGUGAUCCAGAACAUUACCCCUGUAAGCCUUCCUCUACAGAUUUCCCCAGUAUGUUCAGUAAAAUAGAUUAGAAAACUUGUGCGGCUGUAGAAAGUGGCUGGAGAGGAGUUUCACCUCAGGACCAUGCUCUUCUCCCCUCCGCUACCCCA
Trachemys scripta elegans is the source of this 6532-nucleotide messenger RNA. RefSeq names its product tripartite motif containing 67 (gene TRIM67). NCBI's taxonomy places the organism in Eukaryota, Metazoa, Chordata, Testudines, Emydidae. The transcript has 10 exons. The record is from RefSeq and is a predicted model, not a curated record. Gene Ontology annotation, molecular function: zinc ion binding; protein binding. The coding region runs from base 54 to 2228 and encodes 724 amino acids.